Molecule: messenger RNA, 1926 nt
Organism: Phaeoacremonium minimum UCRPA7
Lineage: Eukaryota; Fungi; Ascomycota; Sordariomycetes; Togniniales; Togniniaceae
Exons: 6
Coding region: 1-1926 (641 amino acids)
Source: RefSeq, a predicted model, not a curated record
AUGAGUCCAACAAGCGACAUAGUCGGCCCCUCGCCCGUCACAUCAAAUGGCACGGAAACGACCGAGAUCGAGGAUGAAGUGUCGUCUGAAGCUGGAUAUCCAUCUGCCGCGAAUCCACAUGCGCAGCCACAGCUCAUGAUGUUGAAGACCAACAUCUCGGAUAACAUUCGCCAGAGUAGUAGCGAAGAGGCAGUUUCUGUGAUCCAUGCUCCUGAGAGCUUCCACCAAUGGGCAUCCAGUGAACCACGGCCAAGUUCAACAAUUCCUCCUGUUGACAAGCCCAGUGACAUUAUCAGCCCUCCUGAUAGUGAGGCAUCCACUAAGCCUACCCCGCCACCCAUUUCUACAAACAUCAAGCCUGCUCGAUAUUCACUUGACAAUGCGACACCGCAGGCGCAAAAUCUUCAAGAUAUAUUCAGUGACACAGCUCGGCUGCGAUCAAGCAGUGCAAGUAGUCUCGAGCUGAUACCUGAGAUCCGCGAAGCAGAGACUGAUGCCGAUGGUGAAGGUGAUGAUCAAGAUCAAUUUGUGACCCCUGUGACAGAGGAAGAGUCCGAAGUCCGAGCAUUACGGUCCGCUCUUGAGGAGUGCUGGACGCUAUGCAACACCCUCGCCAAUCUGAGCUCUAUCCAUCGAGAGAGGGUCUUCAACAGCUCCGGAACGCCUGAUGCCCAUGAGAAGGCGUGGAAAAGCUGUUGGAAACUAUGCCAGAAACUCUACCAUAGCCGCGACGAGCCUCAUGAGUCUUUCAACGUGCGGACAAACCUCGACCUGUGCAGAGACUUCUGCCAGGCUUUGUUCGAUGUCAGGCAGAGGCAAGACGACAUCUCUGACUCUGUUCUCAGAGUCAGUUUCGAAUUGAAUAACCACCUAUACAGCGCUCAAGAUAGUCGGAACUUGCCAGAGGCGUUCCGCGAGAGGACGCUCGACUUCUAUAUUACCCUCUGCCACCGAUUAAUGAAACAGCGCAGCGAGCUUGCCGAGGAGACCGACUCUCUUCUUCGAGCAUGUUGGUCCCUUGCCGAGAUGCUGUUCAGCCUGAGACAGAACGCGCGAGAUGGCAAGGCGCUAGAUGAGGAGCUUCUUGGCUCCGCAGUCCAAGCUUGCUGGGAGCUUUGCGACAUUUUUAGAGAAGGCUGGACACAGAUCAGGCCUGACCGGGGCACCCCUCGCCCCAGUCAAGUAAGCUUCUUCAGCUAUGGCCAGCCAUCUGAUGCUCGAUCCGCGACGGGCAGCCGGGCUUCCAUGCACUCCAAACGAGAAAGUUUGAAGAGUCUGCCAGAAGAGAAGCCCAGACGUAAGGCACCGCCGGUGCCAGAGACACCCGUGACCGAGUUUGAAGACACACCUAUAUCUCCUGAGAGCCAGAGCCCGCAGAUGCCGAAUAUCCUGGUGCUGGGCACAUCCCAAGAGAGUUCGCAACCCGCCUCCCGGGGCGGCCGAUGGUCAAGCAGCGCGUCAAAUUUAUCGAGCUACUCGCAGAGCAGUGCGAAGACCAGCAGCACGGCCACGACAGCCACCGCUGGCGAAGAUGUGAACAUCACCCGCAUCAAGACACUAAUCUUGAAAGCGGCAAUGAAUAUCGGAUACAACCGUGAUCUAACAACCGAAGGCGGCGGCAAGGCCGCCACCUCACUGCAGGCUUUCGUAAAGAGCCUACCAACGGGGUCUUUCGGGUCGCUCCCAGCGCACGCGACCCUUCUACAAAAUUACAAGAAUCUGGUCCUAGCGGAUUCAGCCUUCAGGACCUCAGCGACGUUGCCUGCUCGAGGGAAGCGAGUCAAUGCGACGGACGUGGCCAAGAGCGUGGGCUGGAUGAUGCUCCGAUCUGGCCAAUACGGCUUCCUAAGAGAACUGUUCAAGCUGGUCUUUGGAUUCCCGCUUGAAGAGGCGGAUAACAGGAAGAACGUGAGCAUUGCUGUCUAG